Messenger RNA from Anoplopoma fimbria (sablefish), 1683 nucleotides. RefSeq names its product E3 ubiquitin-protein ligase TRIM11-like. Gene Ontology annotation, molecular function: protein binding; zinc ion binding. The coding region runs from base 1 to 1683 and encodes 560 amino acids. NCBI's taxonomy places the organism in Eukaryota, Metazoa, Chordata, Actinopteri, Perciformes, Anoplopomatidae. The transcript is spliced from 6 exons. The record is from RefSeq and is a predicted model, not a curated record.
AUGGGGACUGUCGAGGAAACCUUGAAGUGUCCCGUCUGCCAGGAUUUCUUCACAGAUCCUGUGACACUGCCAUGCGGACAUGACUUCUGUCUCACCUGUAUCCAGGCUGUCUGGGAAACAGAGGGGUCUGAUGAGGGUCCAUUCUUCUGUCCAGAGUGUCAGAUAUUCCUCCCCCCUGAUCUCACACUGGAGACAAACAUCAGCCUUCAAAGCAAAGUAAAGAACUUCGCCACUAGCAGGCCGUCAGCUACAGAGUCAAGGACAACAACACCAAGCAGGGAAACCAAAUCUUCCUCAACUAUCCGCUGUGACCACUGCAUAGAGGCACAGUCGGUGGCCAUAAGGACCUGUCUGACCUGUGACGCCUCACUGUGCCAGGCUCACGCCCUGCUGCACCAGCAGAGGUCUUCUCUGAGGGAGCACACGGUUGUGGAGGUGACGGGGGAUCCGCUGUCUCUGAAGUGCCGGGAGCACCGUGAGGAGCUCAAGCUCUUCUGUAUAGAGGAGAAGGUUCCUGUGUGCUGUCUGUGUGUCCUGGUUGGCAUGCACAAGAACCACAAAGCAAUGCAGCUCCGUGAGGCCUGCGCGGACUUCAAGAGCGUGUUAGAGACCACAAUGAACCAGCUGCUGAAGAGGAGAAGUGAAGCAGAACACGGCAUAAGGGACUUGGAGUCCUUGUAUGCACAAACAGUGAAGUCUGCUUCAGAUUUCAGAGAAAGAAUCUCGGACAAAUACAGCAGGAUUCGCGUGGUUCUGGAUGGUGAUGAGCGUCUAAUGAUGCAGAUUAUAGACGCAGAAGAGACGUACAUGACAGAGUGGCUGGAGGCCCAGAGAUGCAACAUGGAGGCUCAGAUCAAAGAGAUAGACAGCCUCAGAGCCUCCAGAAAAUCACUCCUCCAAGAGUCAAAUGAGCUGCGAUUCCUACAGCAAAUCACAGCACAGAGUCUUUGCAACCCUUUGGAUUUAGCACCAAUCCAGGAGGUAGACAAAUAUCUGUGCAACCUUGAGAAGCUAAGAACAGUGGAGAGGCUGGUGGAUGACCUCUCAGUGGCCCUGUCCCAACACUUCCCACGAAUGUGGUCAUAUCUAAGUUCUCCUGCUCUGGACUCCAAGUCAGCACAUCCACAACUGGAAAUAUCCCAGGACAGGAAACAGGUAUACUGGAGAAGGCAGCCUGUCAGUGAAGCUCCGAACCCUCAGCCAUAUGACUCCCAGUACAGCGUCCUGGCUCAGGAGAGUUUUACUACUGGCAGGCACUACUGGGAGGUCAUUGUUCAGGACAAACCUUACUGGCUAGUGGGUGUGACCACCGGGCCAGUUGAUAAAGGAGAUGCACCAAGACAGAGCUCCUCCAGCCUGGGUGUGAACAACACAUCCUGGUGCAUCUACCAUGGAGAUGGACAGUACCUGGCAUGCCAUGACACCCAGGAGAAGCAACUGUCAGUGGGGAAGAGAGUCAGAAAGCUAGGCAUACUGGCAAAUCUCCAGAAGGGGGAGCUGUCAUUCUACAAUGCUGAUGCCAUGACUCUGCUACACUCUUUCUGUUUGCAGUGCACAGAGCCUCUCUACCCCAUGUUAAACCCAUGCAUCGACGUGAAUGGACUUAACACGCAGCCGCUUACCAUGUUUUGGAUUCAGGACCCCUGGGAUUGGCAUGUAAAAACAGAAGGGGCCGAAGAUUGA